UCAGGUCUUAGCUUCACAGGUAUCAUCAAUUAGCACAACAAUUCUAAUAGCUUCCCAGGCAACAGCUAUACAGUCACUUACCAUGGCUGGUCGUGGACCUGGUUGCCGUCUUCUUGUCCUGCUCCUAACCUUGACAGCCUUCAAUGGCAGCUUCGCAGCUCGCCAUCUUCUGGACACAGCAGCUGCCCCAGAGGCGGCACCGGCUCAGCCUUCCAUACCAGCAGUUCCAACCACACUGCCUCCGAUGCCUUCCAUACCAGCAGUUCCAACAACACUGCCUCCGAUGCCUUCCAUUCCAGCGGUCCCAAAGUUGACAGUUCCACCAAUUCCAUCCAUUCCUAUCCCGAAGGUCGCCCUGCCACCAGCAGCCGCUGGCACAAUCCCAUCUCUACCAAAUCCUGGGAUUCCCGCCACCGUACCAACUAUCCCUGCAGUGCCGGUUACCCUGCCACCAAUGCCCUCAAUCCCCACUACUGUGCCAUCUAUUCCAACCACGAUCCCAACAACAAUCCCUACCAUUCCUGGGUUCCAGAUGCCACCCAUUCCAUUCAUGGCCCCACCACCACAGACCGCCAGCCCUUGAAGUUCAUGGUAGCAGGAGACUUCAAUUUACUACUGUUAGUCAGGAAUUUGAUUCGUCGUAUAUGGUCAUUGUCAGUGAGUUUACCAUGUCUGUUUUGCUAUUUGGGUGAUACUGGCUAGCAUGUUGUGUGAUCGUGAAUGCAGCCAGUCGAUUGUACCAUCUUGUGUUCUGUUAAUAAAGUAUUACUUGGGUUUUAUA
Molecule: messenger RNA, 781 nt
Organism: Phragmites australis (common reed)
Lineage: Eukaryota; Viridiplantae; Streptophyta; Magnoliopsida; Poales; Poaceae
Product: vegetative cell wall protein gp1-like
Exons: 1
Coding region: 83-583 (166 amino acids)
Source: RefSeq, a predicted model, not a curated record